AUGUAAAAAUAUUGUAUUGAUAAAAAUAAAUUCAUUUGGAUUUUAAUAGCUUAGUAUGUAAAGGAUCAAUAAUUAUUUAAUAAAGAAAUAGGAUUAAAUGAAGAUUGUAUCUAUGCAUUAGUUAAUCCAGAAUAUAUACUUAAAGAUGAUUAUUCUAGUUGGUUUCAUUAUAAGCAUGUCUAAUUGCUAUCUAUAGAAUGCUAAAAUAGAAUGCUAAAGGAAAAAGAAUAUAAAAUUUCAUCAUAAUUCUUAAGAGAUUUACAUUAUUUAUUGACUCCUGAAAGUUAAAGACAUGAUAUUAGUUUGGAAUAGAUAACAUUUUAACUUAAAAAAUGUUAUGUGUAUUUCUUUCUCCAGUAACUGAGGAAUAAUAAAAUUGUUUUGAAUUGGAUGAUUUAACAAAUCUAUACCAAUAUUGUAAUAUUCCUUAGAUGAUCAAGUAUUAUAAAAUGAUAAAGAUGUGAGAGGAUCUGUUUAUAAUUAAAUAGCACUUAAAAAGUUUAAGUGAAUAUAUAUAUCUAUCUAUAUAGUAAAUAUAUUUACUGAAUAAUGGUCAUGGUAUAAUAUUUGGAUAUAUUAUAUUAUAACAUUAAUGAGUAUAAGCAAAGGAGUUUAGAUAACAAUAUUUACAUUUAUGGUUCCAAUAAUAAAGAAUGAAUGGCAC
Molecule: messenger RNA, 664 nt
Organism: Paramecium sonneborni
Lineage: Eukaryota; Ciliophora; Oligohymenophorea; Peniculida; Parameciidae
Source: the annotation of a GenBank genome assembly